AUGGAUCGCAACAGACUCAACAGCAUCGGCUUCAAACAAUACAGAUACAAUGGCAACUACACGCGUGAGCAUAUUGCCAACAUCGCUCAGAGAUACAGCAACGCCUUCUACAACAAGGGUGCCAAUCCAAACACUAGAGUCGAAGUCGUCCUGAGAUAUCCAGGCAAUCAGUUCAGAUCAGGUAGAUUCACAAAGGUAGGUGAGCGUAUUGACAUGUUCCAUCCUCAUGACUAUGACGGUGCUCCAAUCGAUGAGCCUGACACAUUCCAAUCAUUCAGCAUAUUCGUACAGAAGGCCAAUCCCAAAGCAGGUGGAUGCAGCAGUGAAUGGAAUAACUGUCUCUAUCACUGCAUCAAGCAAUGCUACCCAGACAUUGUCAACACUUGCAAUGCACCUCUUCGACUGAAGAAGUUCCUCAAUCUGGAUGCAAAGGACCCUGUCCAAAUCAACAUGCUCUCGAGAGUCGAAGACAAGUUCAAGGUGCGUAUAUAUGUGCGAGGUGAUCACAUCUUCACAUCGAUUAAGACCUUCCCGAGAGAGAUCAGACUCAAGCUAACCAAUGGCCACUACACACUUGACACGACAGACACAUACCAACUCAAAGGUGUUGCAAUCAAGAAGCAGGAUAGAGUGAUGAAACCAGUGGCAUUCAAAUAUGAUGACCAGAACGUUCAUCUCUAUGAUGGAGUGACCCACAGCACAAUGAGCAUGGAUGACUUCAUCAAAGAGAAGAGGAGACUCAAGUUCGAAUCACAAUACAUGUUUGUCAAGAUACUAUCAGGCAAGACAUUGGAGGAGACACUACAAUCAUUCAUCGCCGAUGCUGAUGCUCUCAAACAAGGUACGAAUGGAAUCAUCGACAUGUAUUACACUGGUCACAACAUCAACAAGGCAGCCAUCUCACACUUCCUCUCCUACAACAAAGCAGUGUAUCCAGAACACAUACAGCAGGACGAAGGCGAGUGGAUAUCAAAGGCAUCAUGUGGACCAUUGGUUUUUGCAGUCGAAGGUGGCUAUAUUGGUCCUCUCUACAAGUAUGACGUGUGUAAGAUGUAUGCGUGUAUUCUCAAGAACAGCAACUUCAUGGUCCCAAUGAAGCGUGGUGAGUUCAAACAAUUGACAGACAACGACAUGACCCAUCCACCAUUCGCACUGGCGACAGAACUUGGAUUGACGUACAACCUCAAGAUCGACAACAAGCCAAAUGCACUUGUCUAUGGUCCAGAGUGUAGGAUGUACUCUGUCACGCUGUUUGGUGACUACAUCGAUCAGGUGCUCGGCUGGAUCAAGGCUGGAGUUCCACGUUCUAAGGAAUUAUACCAACGACUUUGGGGUGCAUUGUCCAAGCGAAAUAAGGUCAAGAGAUGCAUCACAGUCAAUGGUCAUGAUGAAAAAACUACUCUAUGGAUCGGAUAA
This is a messenger RNA of Acytostelium subglobosum LB1, 1416 nucleotides long. RefSeq lists its product as hypothetical. Bases 1 to 1416 code for a protein of 471 amino acids. The transcript has 3 exons. NCBI's taxonomy places the organism in Eukaryota, Evosea, Eumycetozoa, Acytosteliales, Acytosteliaceae. The record is from RefSeq and is a predicted model, not a curated record.